Molecule: messenger RNA, 1749 nt
Organism: Folsomia candida
Lineage: Eukaryota; Metazoa; Arthropoda; Collembola; Entomobryomorpha; Isotomidae
Product: cytochrome P450 9e2
Exons: 4
Coding region: 78-1652 (524 amino acids)
Molecular function (GO): oxidoreductase activity, acting on paired donors, with incorporation or reduction of molecular oxygen; heme binding; monooxygenase activity
Source: RefSeq, a predicted model, not a curated record
ACUGAAUUUGUUGCUAUCCAGUCUGGUUACAGCAUCGCCUUCGUAAACAUCGUUCAGAACUAUUUUGCUCAAAUAAAAUGAGUAUUUUCGCCAUAGUUUUCGCCAUCUUCGCCCUUCUAAUCGCCCUCCUUUACUUUCUCGAGCAGAAGAAUCGACGCCACUUUGAGUCCAAGGGAAUCCCUUAUCGCGGCAAUGGCACGUACAGCUUCAUGUUUAAUUUCUUCACCGGGAUCGGUUUCGUCGAUAGUUUUACGCUUGCUUACAAACAGGCAAAAUCUCUGCACCCGAAGGUCGUCGGCUCGACCGAGUUUGGCAUAACGAAGCUCCUCGUUUACGAUCCCGAGAUCAUAAAGUCCGUUCUGGUAAAGGACUUUGAUCAUUUUGUCGACCGUGGGAUAUUCUACAUACCGAAGAAUGACUAUCUCUUCGCCAAAAUGCUCCUUACGCUGCGGGGCGACCAAUGGAAGUUGCUAAGGUCAAAGUUGAGUCCUACCUUUACAACGGGCAAGAUAAAGCGUCUCUUCUCUCUAUUUGACCAAAGUGGGAAAAAACUGGUCAAGUUUGUCGAGGACGAAAUGAGGACAAAUAAUGAGAUGGACUUGUCCAGUGGCUACUCAAAAUUCGCCAUGGACGUGAUCGCCUCCGCCGUUUGUGCCAUGGAUUCAAAAGCAUUUGAGCAGAGGGAACCUUCCAUAUUUGAAAAGAUGGGGGACAAAUUGAGACUAAAUUUCGGGGGGAAGGGGAUGCUUAAUCUAUUGGUCAUCAUGCUUGCCCCCCCGUUGGCAGAAUUCUUGGGGUUAUCUGUUUUCAACAUGGAAAUGCAAAGCUUUUUCUCUUUCGCGAUAAAAGGUUCGAUUCAUGACCGUCAAAAGAAGAAUGAGAAAGGGAACGAUUUCAUUCAGUUGAUGUUGGAGGCGAGGGAGGACAAGUUGAAGGCGGAGGAGGGUGAAUUGUCCACUUUUGAGAAGGAUGCCGAAAUCAAGAGCGUCGGCAAAGCUUCUACCGGCAACAUGCUGGAUGACACCGGGAUCGUGGCGAAUUGUGUGCUCUUUGUUCUGGCUGGAUUCGAUACGACGCAAUCGCUUAUGCUCUACUCUGCGUAUGCUCUCGCGCUAAAUCAAGAUGUCCAGGAUAAGUUGAGGAAGGAAAUUGAAACUACGUUGGAGGAUAACGGUGGCGAAUUUAGCUACGAGUCGAUUCACAAAAUGACUUAUCUGGAUAUGGUUAUCAAUGAAACGCUGCGAGUCUACCCACCCGCGGGGUUGCUGGAAAGAACAGCGACGCAAGAUUACCAAGUACCCGGGACUGACUACCUCCUCAAGAAAGGAUGUGCCGUUCAAAUCCCUGUCGCUGGACUUCAUCAGGACGCAAAGUAUUUCCCAGAACCUGAGAAAUUUGACCCGGAGAGAUUUUCGAUGGAGAAUAAGGCCAAGAUCAACCAGUAUGCGUACCUCCCGUUUGGCGCUGGACCUAGAAACUGCAUCGGGAUGAGAUUUGCUCUGACAGAAGCGAAACUCGCAAUUUCUCAUUUGGUUCACAAUUUCAGAAUUGAACCUUCAAAGAAGACGUUGAUCCCGAUGAAAUAUACGAAUGAAAACUCACUCAAACCGCAGGGUGGAAUGUUUCUUGCUCUUAAUAAAAUUCAUCAUUAAUUAAUUGAGUUGACAUUUUCUAAAUAAAAUAUUCUUGUUGAGUACAGAUCUUGUUUUACUUUAAAUAAAAUAUACUUGUGUUGGUAUGUAUCUAGAG